CACACGAAGUGUUUUUGAAAGUAAUAUUAAGAUAAGUUUUAUUGAUAUGAACUCUUAGCUCAUAAGCUUAAAGUUGAGUUUUGUUUGUCUUUACCAGUAAAAUGAGUCUGACACCACAGAGCGGAUCUUUUUGCGCAUCACAGCAGAGCUGUAGAACUGGACUGGACGAGUCAUUCACCAGUUUCGACAUGAGCAGCAGUGCUGGUUCGGGAGAAUCCCUGCAAGAAGCAGAUUCGACAAUAAUCUCACAGAAAGAAGAUUACGUGAAGAAUUACAGGAUGGUGAUGACUCCUGCAGAGAAACUGACUCUUUGUGAGAGACGUGCGCAGUCUUUUGCUGAUAGCGAAGAGUAUGAUGCUUGUAUCCAAGAGCUUGUGCGUUGCCUGGCACUGAGCAGACUGCUUUAUGGAAAUGGGCAUUUUGCAGUGGCCCAAGCCCAGUCUAGGCUAGCUAAAGCCUACUUGCAGUACAAAGGCUGGGCACAUCAAGCACAAGAACAUGCAUCUCAAGCACAUGAAGUACUCUGUUCCAGCCAGCAGGAGGAUAGAGUGAGCUAUCUCAACUGCUACAUUAGUGUUCAUCAAACUCUUGGAAGUGCUGCUCUACUUCUUGGCAAUCUGGCAGAAGCCGAGUCAAGCUUUCAGAAGGCAGAAAUAAUCAUGGGAGACAUCGUGGCACAAGAAGCCAUGGGCAAGGAGGAAAGAGUGGACACUGAGUAUGAGAUAUUGACAAAUUUAGCAAGGGUGUACCAGUGUCAGGGGAGGGCUGAGCAGGCCCUGAGUCAAUGUGAAAGAGCCUUGGAACUACUGCAGGAAGGAGGCCAGCUUAGUCGGAUCUGCUUUGUUUACAGGAACAUGGCAGCCAUUGAGCAGGCUCAGGGACACCUGGAUAGAUCCAUUGAGCAUCUCCUACAGGCUCAUUCCAUUGCUCUUUGUCAGAGUCCUGGGGGUCUUGAGGGGGCCCACAUCGCUCACAGCUUGGCUCUGGCCUACUCUUCCACUUCAGAACCUCAUCACAAUGAUUCGGCGGCACACUUUUUCAAGGAGAGUAUAAGUGCGUACACGAGUGCACAAGGCCCACAGGACCCACUCACCUUAUCAGCCCAAGAUGACUACUGUCACUUCCUACUACUCACCGGACAACAGGAGAGAAGUGCUCAGAUCCAAAAAGAGUCUUUAGCCCUAAAGAAGAGCACUUUUGGUGAGCUGAGUGCAGAAGUUGCUGAAGCGUUGCAGUUGAUUGGUGGAGUAGAGAUGACACAGGGUCAGAUGAGACAUGCCCACAGAACCCUCAAGAAGUGUCUGAAUAUUCAGAGUAUGCUGUAUGGUCCUCAGCACAAGAAUACCAAAGCCACACAAAGAUCUGUGGACAUGCUGUCUCAGUCACCAGAGGUUUGUGGGAGACAUAAGAAAGAAAGUUGUCUUGAAACAAGGCCUCCUUUCUGUGCAGUGGUAUCAUCUCCAUCUGAGGUGAAAUCUAGUAUCUCUAACUCAUAGGAGCACUGACCACCAGGCAUAUUCCUGGACUGUCAGAGAUGUUUGACUUCCUCCUAUUUCACCAAGGGGAUUCUGUGGAUUAAAGGAAAAAAA
Messenger RNA from Xyrauchen texanus (razorback sucker), 1589 nucleotides. RefSeq names its product tetratricopeptide repeat domain 23 (gene ttc23). The transcript is spliced from 11 exons. The record is from RefSeq and is a predicted model, not a curated record. Gene Ontology annotation, molecular function: protein binding. The coding region runs from base 102 to 1496 and encodes 464 amino acids. NCBI's taxonomy places the organism in Eukaryota, Metazoa, Chordata, Actinopteri, Cypriniformes, Catostomidae.